UGGGUCCUGAAAUUCUCAAACUGCACAUGCGCAUCAGGUGAUUUCUCUUUCUCGGUGGACGCCAUGGCGGAUAAGGAAAAAAAAGUCCCGUCUGUCCCUGAGAGCCUUUUGAAGAGACGACAGGCUUAUGCCGCCAGCAAGGCCGCUCGCAUCAAGCGAAUGCUUACAGAGAAAAAGGCCCGCAAAGCUGAAAGAAAGGUCAUCUUUAAGAGGGCCGAGCAGUACCACAAGGAGUACAGGCAGAUGUACAGGCGUGAGAUCCGCCUUUCACGAACUGCUCGUAAAGUUGGAAACUAUUAUGUGCCGGCUGAGCCCAAAUUGGCAUUUGUCAUCAGGAUUCGAGGCAUCAAUGGCGUGAGCCCAAAGGUCCGCAAAGUUCUGCAGUUGCUGCGUCUUCGUCAGAUCUUCAACGGCGUGUUUGUUAAACUUAACAAGGCUUCCAUCAACAUGCUCAGGAUAGCAGAACCUUACAUUGCUUGGGGAUACCCCAACCUGAAAUCUGUGCGUGAGCUCAUCUAUAAACGUGGCUUCGGAAAGAUCAGGAAACAGCGCAUCGCCCUCACGGACAACGCUUUGGUCAAGGGGAAUCUUGGCAAAUAUGGAAUAAUCUGCGUGGAGGACCUCAUCCACGAAAUAUACACCGUUGGCAAGAACUUUAAGUCGGCCAACAACUUUCUGUGGCCAUUCAAGCUGUCAUCGCCUCGUGGUGGCAUGAAUAAAAAGACCACCCACUUUGUGGAGGGAGGUGACGCUGGCAACAGGGAGGACCAGAUAAACCGAAUGAUCAGGAGGAUGAAUUAAAUCAUUUGUACAAGACUCAAAGUUCAAUAAAAACAAAAAAGUUUGACUA
Syngnathus typhle (broad-nosed pipefish) is the source of this 850-nucleotide messenger RNA. It is a transcript of the gene rpl7, whose product is annotated as ribosomal protein L7. Gene Ontology annotation, molecular function: RNA binding; structural constituent of ribosome. The record is from RefSeq and is a predicted model, not a curated record. The coding region runs from base 64 to 801 and encodes 245 amino acids. Gene Ontology annotation, biological process: maturation of LSU-rRNA from tricistronic rRNA transcript (SSU-rRNA, 5.8S rRNA, LSU-rRNA). Gene Ontology annotation, cellular component: cytosolic large ribosomal subunit. NCBI's taxonomy places the organism in Eukaryota, Metazoa, Chordata, Actinopteri, Syngnathiformes, Syngnathidae. The transcript has 7 exons.